AUGAAUUCUUGGGAAAUAAGAAUAUUAAUAUUGAUGAAAGUGAUAAAACUAAUUUUUUUUGAUGUAUGCAAAAGAAUAAAUGAAUAUUUCAAGUAUUUUUUAAUAAAAGACACUUCACGUGUCAGAAUUAAUGAAAGCGAAGAAAGUAUAUUUAAUUAUUUUAAGGAAUAUAUUGAUUAUAAUAAAUCAGAUAAUAUAUAUAAUAAAUGUAUAUCAGAAAUAAAAUAUAUUGAAAGGAAAUUUUUUUCAACAAUAGGAAACCUAUAUGAUAUAUAUGAUGCAUAUGAGACUGUUAUUCAAGCAAUUAGUUCUAAUUUUGUGGAUUCAUUAAUAUGUGAAAAAAUAGAGAAUUUAUUUGAUAAUUAUAAUAAAAUAAUAGAGAUUGAUAUAAUAAAAGACGAUAAUUUUUUUCUCAAUGAAUUAUAUAAUAUCAGAUGCUUAAUUGAAAAUAAUGAAUGGGUAUCUAAAUAUAACUGCCCCCCAAAGUUACCUGCACUGUCUAAUGUGUAUGGUUCUAUAACUUACACAAAAACAAGCAAUGUAUUUACAGACUUUGGCAAGUAUUUUCGUCUUCAUAUCGAGAGAAAAAGGAGAAAGAUGAAGUAUUUAAUGAACAAAUCAUAUGAACACCAAAUGUGGAAACCUGAGAAUCAUAACCCAUUUUCUGGAGAAAAAAAGUAUAAUAUAUAUAUCUAG
Plasmodium gonderi is the source of this 696-nucleotide messenger RNA. RefSeq names its product variable surface protein. The coding region runs from base 1 to 696 and encodes 231 amino acids. NCBI's taxonomy places the organism in Eukaryota, Apicomplexa, Aconoidasida, Haemosporida, Plasmodiidae. The record is from RefSeq and is a predicted model, not a curated record. The transcript is spliced from 3 exons.